Sesamum indicum (sesame) is the source of this 2349-nucleotide messenger RNA. RefSeq names its product plant UBX domain-containing protein 8. NCBI's taxonomy places the organism in Eukaryota, Viridiplantae, Streptophyta, Magnoliopsida, Lamiales, Pedaliaceae. Gene Ontology annotation, molecular function: ubiquitin binding. The record is from RefSeq and is a predicted model, not a curated record.
UUACCCAUGUAUAUCAGUAUGGUUUUCUGCAAACAUUCCAACAACAAAAGCGAAAACUUAGUUCAUUUACAGAAGAAUCUGUUUGCUUUCUCCAUUUUUAGCGAACAAUUAGUACGAAGUAAUCAGGAAAAAUGACGAGACCUGAUCAAGAAGCGAUCGACACUUUCAUGAGUAUUACCGGCGUUUCUGAAGCCACCGCUAUUCGAAAACUUGAGGAACAUCAUGGCAAUCUCAAUGAAGCUGUUGAUGCACAUUUUAGUGAAGGCGAUAGCGACCCAAUUCAAGCAGCGCCUUUAACUGCUCCUCAAGAUGGCAUAAUGGAUGUGGAUGACCCAAUACCAUUCGAGUCCCAUAGACCUCUUUCUUCUCUUUUCCCUUUUGCCACGGAUUUGAAUCCUUUCUCUCUCCUCAAUCCCAACUUCACCAGAAGUUUAUUUGAUAGUGGUAAUGCAGCAGCUCGGUCACCUUUUAUCUCACAUCCAAGAGAGGUGAGGGAGAUUCCAAUUGAGGUGAAAGAUGAUAUUAGAGAGUCCGGUCAUCCUGGUGGUGCGCCCACCAUUGAAGACGUCACUGAAACUGCGCAUGUCCAUGACCCAGAAGUACGUGGAACUGUUAUCAUAGAUGAGGAAGAUGAUGAUCAUGAUCAUGAUGACAAGAAAAGUUCUCCUGACCCACUAGUUACACAUGCUGAUGGACUUGGCUCUCGAGAUAGCUCCACAAAUUCAGGACCAGGCGGUCCCACUAUUAUGGAAGUGCCUGACUAUGAGAAUGAUAUAGAAGACGAAAUGCUAAGAGCAGCCAUUGAGGCUUCCAAGCAGGACACUGCAAUGUUAAAUCAACAAUCUGAUGAACAUCUUGAUCUUAGAGAUUCUGUUCCACAGCCUGGACGGUCUUACUUGGAAAAUGCUUCACUAGCACAUGCAGUUUCCUUGUCGUUGCAGACUGCAGAGCAAGGAAAAGUGCUCAGGGAACUAGAAAGGAAGGUUGGAGCCUCAGAAGUAGAAGGGUUGAAAUCAGCUGCACCAGAAAGGACGGAAAAACUGCCGUCAAAUGGAUGGCAAUCUCGGGUUGAAGUUGGGAACACAUCCCUGGAAGAUGAAACUGAAGAUGUAGAAGAGCUGCCUCUUGUUAGACAUAGAAGGAGAUGUGUGUCAACAGGUCCUACCAGCACCGCCAAAAAUAUUGAAGAUAUUGAGGUUACUGCAUCUUCAAGUCCUCUGUGCCAUGAUAGUAUUCAUCAUUUGCAGCAUGAUGGAAGUGAUUUACCCUCUGAUGAGUGGGGUGGCAUCUCAUCCGAGGAACAUGAUGAAGCUUUAAUGCUUGAGGCUGCAAUGUUUGGUGGUAUCCCUGAUGGAAGUGGGCAUCGUUUCCCUCAUGCAAGUCAUCAGCUUAUACAGAAUGCUUUAGGCACAUCUAUGGGUCAUUUCUCCAGGCGUACUGCUCGUCCUCCAUCACCUUCUCUUGUCGCUCAACGAUUGAUCAGAGAACAACAGGAUGAUGAAUAUCUUGCUUCCUUACAAGCUGACAGAGAGAAGGAAUUGAAGGCCAAAGAAGAGGCUGAAGCUGCAGAGAGACGCGAGGAGGAUGAAUUGCGCAGGAAACUUCAAGAGGAAAAAGAAACUGAGACACAAUUGACUGCAAAAGAAGCUUCCCUUCCUCAGGAACCAACACCAGAUGAUGAGAAUGCUGUUACACUUCUUGUACGGAUGCCUGAUGGAAGUAGGCGAGGGCGAAGAUUUCUUAAAUCAGACAAGCUACAGUGUCUCUUUGACUUCAUUGAUGUCGGCAGAGUGGUCAAACCUGGCAGUUACAGAGUGGUGAGGCCUUAUCCUCGACGUGCUUUUAGUGAUGGAGAGAGUACCUCAACUCUCCACGAAUUGGGUCUGACCAGCAAACAAGAAGCCUUGUAUCUGGAGUUGAUAUAGUCUUUAUGUAGGCUUACUUUGUAAAGUUUCUAAGGAUGCAGGCUGAACUGUGCCAAUUUACCCAUACUUUCAUAGUACGUCGCUUUUGGUUGAGUGAUAUUAGGGCUGGUUCUUAUAAAUUGAUUCAGAGGCAUCUGAUGAUUCUUGCUCAUGAAUUUAUAGAACCUCAUUGGUGUAGACAUGUAAUCAGCUGGAAAACGAUCCUUGACUGCACUUUCUAUAGUUGUGGUAAAUGUAUAUAUUUGCCGAUCCCUGGUCAAAGGUUAGAGCAUCGCUGCACUAUUGCUAUUAGUUUACUAUAUGCUUGUCGUGAAGAUAAUUUUUAUGCUGGACUUGUGGUGUCCGCCUCCUAACACUUCUCGCACGCCCUAGGUUUACAUAUGAUAACAUCAAAGAGUGUUGGAACAGAUUUAUUUCGGUUGAU